Messenger RNA from Salvelinus namaycush (lake trout), 1266 nucleotides. Its product is annotated as ectonucleotide pyrophosphatase/phosphodiesterase family member 7-like. The coding region runs from base 1 to 1266 and encodes 421 amino acids. Lineage: Eukaryota; Metazoa; Chordata; Actinopteri; Salmoniformes; Salmonidae. The record is from RefSeq and is a predicted model, not a curated record. The transcript has 4 exons.
AUGUGGUUGGAUUUGUACUUGGGAAUGGCAGUUUUUCUCAGUGUAGAGUGCAAACCAUUGAACAAGGGGACACACAACAAGUUGCUAGUGAUCUCCUUUGAUGGUUUCCGAUGGGACUAUGAUCAAGACGUAGACACCCCUCACAUGGACAAGUUAGUGGAAGAUGGAGUGAAGGCAAAGUACAUCACCCCUCCGGCUAUCACCAUGACGUCCCCAUCUCAUUUUACCACCAUAACUGGGAGAUGGAUAGAGGAUCAUGGAGUUGUUCAUAAUAUGAUGUUUAAUUCCACAACUCAUCAGAAAGUCGGCCAUAAAGCUACCUUGAAGAGGUCUGAGUGGUGGGACAAUGGAGCCUUACCGUUGUGGAUUACAGCACAGAACCAGGGCCUGAAGACAGGUUCCUUUUUCUUUCCAGGAGGAGGAGCCAACUACAGUGGUCAAAGUGUAAACCGGGCGGUGGUUGAGGAAACAGGUCAACAAGAUGAUAACGAAACAGAGUGGCAUCAGAAUAUUGACACUGUUUUGAGCUGGUUCACCAAAGAAGAUUUUGACUUUGUGACUCUGUACUAUGGAGAGCCUGACAACGUGGGCCAUGCCAAAGGACCAGACCAUCCUGACAGGAAAACCAUAAUAAAGCAGAUUGACCGCACCAUCGGAUACCUGAGGGAGGCCAUCCAGCGAGAUGGUUUGACAGACAACUUGAACAUCAUCAUCACCUCUGACCAUGGCAUGACCACCGUUAAAAAAAGACCUCUUGUAGAUGAGAUAAUCCUCUCUAAAUACCUGAAUUUCUUCAACUUGGUUUAUUUUGAGCUCCUUGAUUACGGUGGGUUUGGAAUGAUCACACCGAAGAAAGGAAAGGAACAGCAGGUUUAUGAUGCUCUCAUGAAGGCCCCAAACCUCACAGUCUACAAGAAGGAAGAUAUGCCAGAGAACUUUCAUUUGUCCAAGAAUGACAGAAUGCAGCCUAUUAUUGUCAUUGCUGAUCUAGGUUUCAACUUAAACUCGCGGUUGAUCGUCUACGUAAACAAAGGAGAUCAUGGAUUCCACAUGGACGAAAUGGACAUGAAGACCAUCUUCCGUGCUUUUGGACCAGAUUUCAAGAAGAGUUAUCUGUCCGAGCCCUUUGACAGUGUCCACAUCUACCCUCUAAUGUGCAAGCUGCUGCAGAUAGAUCCAGCCCCUAACAAUGGCUCCCUAUCUGUCACUGAGGGCAUGCUGGUUCAGAACGGUACGGCUGUGAGCUUCUCCUGGAAAGCAUUUUAG